CAAAAAGAAAGAGAAAGGAGUUGCUGUUGGCUAUUUGUCUUUAAGACACCUGGCUGGCUGCUGUUGGGACUGUUUUUUGGAGCGGAGGCGGUGAAAGUCGUUUGGAUCUCCAGGAGUGUGGAAAUCGCCAAGGACUUCGUGGCGCCUUGUGCUGUGAACGAAAGGUUGCCCCAGACCAUGAACUACAUCCCUACCAGUAAUUCCCCGGGAAACCCAGUCCUACCUGCACAUCUCGCCUUCUGCUUCCCUCUUCUCUACUUGGAAUAGCAUCCUUCAGACUGGACUUCAAGAGAUUGUGCCUCAGUUCACUGAGGAAGUUGAUCCUUUCAGCUUUGGGAUUCUUCUCAGGAGCUAUCUAGAUUAGUGAGAGGAAAUGAGUGGUGGAUUAGCACCAAGUAAAAGCACCGUGUAUGUAUCCAACUUGCCUUUUUCUCUGACAAACAAUGACUUAUACAGGAUAUUUUCCAAAUAUGGAAAAGUUGUAAAGGUUACUAUUAUGAAAGAUAAGGAUACCAGGAAGAGUAAAGGUGUUGCAUUUAUUUUGUUUUUGGAUAAAGAAUCGGCACAAAAUUGUUCGAGGGCACUAAACAAUAAGCAGUUAUUUGGGAGAGUGAUAAAAGCAAGCAUUGCUAUUGACAAUGGAAGAGCUGCUGAGUUCAUCCGAAGGCGCAACUACUUUGAUAAAUCUCGGUGUUAUGAAUGUGGAGAAACAGGUCACCUAAGUUAUGCUUGCCCUAAAAAUGUGCUUGGAGAACGUGAACCACCAAAAAAGAAAGAAAAGAAAAAAAGAAAGAAAAUUAUUGAAUUGGAAGAAGAAAUUGAAGAAGCGGAAGAAAGUGAAGAUGAAGGAGAAGACCCUGCUCUUGAUAGCCUCAGCCAAGCCAUAGCUUUCCAGCAAGCCAAAAUUGAAGAAGACCAACAAAGAUGGAAGCCCAGUGCAGGGGAACCUUCAACAUCAGAUGAUUCAAGACGCCCAAGGAUAAAGAAAAGUGCAUAUUUCAGUGAUGAGGAAGAACUUAGUGAUUGAAAUUGAUGUAUUAUGUAUACACCACUAAAAUACAAAAAUUUUAAAGCACAGUUAAAUGGUGUUAAAAUUACCAUUGGAAUUUUGAAUAUAAGGAAACAUGUAACUAAUAUUUUAUACCUUAUAACUACAAUUACAAAGUUUACUUUCAUAGGAAACCAAAAAAUUAUUUAGAAGUAUCAUGUUUCUAAAUUUAUUUUAGUAGAGCAAUAAAAAUCCAAUUUUGCUUCUAAAACUGUUACUCUUCUAAAAGCAUAUGUAAAUGCAGCCUAACCAGUUGCAUUCAGUAAUAAGAAAACUAAUUACUAAAUAUUGUCACGAUGCCAUUAUAGACUUGCUUUAAAGAAGUUAAGUAUUUUUAAGAAGCUACUAAAAAUUUAAAGCUUUCUUCAUGUUUCACAUGUCAACUUGAGCAUUUUUCAAAUCUAAUUUUAAACAAAAGCUUCCUAAAAAUUAAAGAAAGUCAGUGACUUAAUUGUAUUUAGAAAUGUUCUUUACUAAUGUUCCCAAAAGAAUUUUUUUAAAGAUGAAUGGCAGAAGUUGGGGGGAGGGGAAGAAUUUAUUAUGUAUUCUACUUAAUAUAAAACAUAAAUAAAUUACAUAAAUAAAUACCUGA
Messenger RNA from Antechinus flavipes (yellow-footed antechinus), 1640 nucleotides. RefSeq names its product zinc finger CCHC-type and RNA binding motif containing 1 (gene ZCRB1). Gene Ontology annotation, cellular component: U12-type spliceosomal complex. The record is from RefSeq and is a predicted model, not a curated record. Lineage: Eukaryota; Metazoa; Chordata; Mammalia; Dasyuromorphia; Dasyuridae. Gene Ontology annotation, molecular function: RNA binding; zinc ion binding. The transcript is spliced from 9 exons. Gene Ontology annotation, biological process: mRNA splicing, via spliceosome. Bases 374 to 1027 code for a protein of 217 amino acids.